Molecule: messenger RNA, 1501 nt
Organism: Enhydra lutris kenyoni (northern sea otter)
Lineage: Eukaryota; Metazoa; Chordata; Mammalia; Carnivora; Mustelidae
Gene: MRPL53
Product: mitochondrial ribosomal protein L53
Exons: 3
Coding region: 1029-1367 (112 amino acids)
Cellular component (GO): mitochondrial large ribosomal subunit
Source: RefSeq, a predicted model, not a curated record
AUCCACAAAGUAAGAGCUCCCCAACUCUGGUUUGGAAAGCCCAAAUAUUUAGAACUGCAUAUUAAAAAAGCCUACAUUUGGGAGCUUAGAAGAAAGGCUACCUGAGAACCACAAGCUACACAGAACCUGGACUUAAAGUGAAGCAUCCGUGAUCACUCCAGUGCCUGCAAUCCAGAGUAAAGGGCCAAACCACAGCCUGGAACCUGGAGGUCAGCAUCCGUGGGAGGCUCAGGCCUAGUACCCCAACAGUGAAGACCUCUCAGGGCUCGCACUGCGAGAAGGGCCAUAGCGUUGGAUCCCAGAGGAAAUGGAAAGGGGAAAAGCAGUACAAAGCAGAGAGACCAGGAUGCCACUUCCUUUUAAGUCCUAGGAGCCAAGCUAAACACAAAGUUAGUUCAUCAGGAACCACAGAAGUGGAAUAGGCAUUUCUACACUUAGAUCAGUCCCAGGAGUUGUAUUACCCUCCACUCCCCGUCUCCUAUUUUCAGUCACUUAAGAAUACUGGGCUAAAGGACCUUCACGUUUAAAUUGCCGUUACUCAGAGUUCAACAAGUUUAAUCUUCAGUUACCUGAGUAGGGUCCCCCCACCCCCCGUAGCUAUAUAAUCCCUGCCAUGGUAGUGUCCCGACCGAAGGGACCAGCGCUUAAGAUGGUGUUAACCUAGAUCUGGCACAGCAGCGUACAGCGUACGGAAGGGGUAAAGGCUGCAGGAGACGGACGUGUUACCGGAGCCAGGCGCAAGGGCUUCUGCACUAUUUAUUGUCUUCACCGUGGUACAAGAGGUCUAUUGAUAGGUAUUUACUGGCCGCUUACUUCAGGGCCCUCCAUACUCUGUGUGGAACCACCUCCCUUUCUGCCGGCCUUCCUCCUCCUCUCGGGCUGGGUAGCCCGGGUCGGCGGCGGGGGCGCGCAAACACUACAGAGAGUCGGAGAGCCGCACCCCGCAGCCGCUGGGGGCAGGAAGGGGAGGGGGCGCUGCGUCAGAAGACACUUCCGGCCGCACGAGGUCUUCCGGCGCGGAGGUCACCAUGGCGGCGUCUUUGGCUCGGCUCGGUCUCCGGUCGGUGAAGCAGGUUCGAAUUCAGUUCUGCCCCUUCGAGAAGAAUGUGGAGUCCACGAGGACCUUCCUCCAGGCGGUGAGCAGCGAGAAAGUCCGUUCCACCAACCUCAACUGCUCGGUGAUUGCGGACGUGAGGCACGACGGCUCCGAGCCCUGCGUGGACGUGCUGUUCGGAGACGGGCAUCGCCUGAUUAUGCGCGGCGCUCACCUCACCGCCCAGGAAAUGCUCACAGCCUUUGCCUCCCACAUCCAGGCCAGGGCUACCGCGGGGAGCGAGGACAAGGCCGGCGCGAGUACCGGGCGCUGAUAGCGCAAAAUAGCCCAACAAGCAGGUUUUAGCUUGGGAUGGCUAGAAUACCCACCUGAGAAGAGCUUGAGAGACGUCAUCACUCGAAUCACCAUCUGGAGGGACACGGAGCGCCAAAAAAAAAAAAAAAAAAA